GAUCUUCAACCUGGUAAUCCUUCCCAACAUCGUAAAUAAUGAUCGAAGGAUUAACUCUCUUUGGCUUCUCUGUUCUUAAACCUACUUUAUUAAAUUCAACUUUAGUAACUCCACAUCUUGCUUAUUAUCGACUUCAAUGAUUAUACCACUUUGAUUCAUUUGCCUUAUUCUCUUAACCUUAAUUUUGUUUCUAAUAGCUCCAAGCUGAUUUAUAAUAGUCUUCUUUAUUUCCACAUUACUCCUUUGAUCUUUGUCUCCUUCUGGUUUGACUAAAAUUAUUUCUGAUGUUUCCUUACUAAUUUUUCUUUUUCUGUUACAGGACCAUAGGACCAGGCCAUGAGGGACCCGCAGCGGCAACCUGAGAAUAGGACAUCGCAGGACUCCUCUGACAUAUCUGAUAAGUAUUCAACAGCUUUUCUCUCUCAGAGAUUUCUUCUUGCAGUUUACCUUCUAGGACCAUCUACUUUGAAAGAAUGUACUUUAUGGCACUUUUAGAAAUUUUAUUGUUUUCAUUAAAGAGAAAUUAUUCCAAUUUGACUCUUUCAGCUCGGACAUUAUCACUACAAUACUUGAACUUAUUGCCUCUGGCUCAUGAGUCGUCUCGUAGUUGUACUAAAUUCGUCAAUAUUAAUCUCGGAUAGCACAGCAUCAGAGAGCGGCUAUCGAUCUGGAUUAUCGCUAGCUGGAAGAGUAAAAAUAUUCAUCAGUAUCCACAACUUCAGAAUUUCUUCAUAUUGUUCCCACGAGAGUGGUGGGUCAAAAGGUCAGGGGAUUAACCCCCGCCGGCAUGGCUUCAAGGAUCAUCGAGGCUCGCAAGUCCCACCACGACAAGGUGAUGCACCACGGGAGAGAGUAGAUAGGGACAGUGGAAAUAUUAAUCCAUUCAUGCGCGUCACUAAUUACAUGACGAGGCAUUUGGCUACCUUAAGAGAGUCAUAGUUGCAACCGUAUCAAAAAUCUGGGGGGUGGUUAGCCCUUCAGUAAUACCGGGAUGUCGUGCGGCUACUUCGCGCGAGUACUUCCCUUCGCUAGAAUCGGGGUCCAAACUUGGGAUUUCCCCCUUACAGAGUACAUACCCAAAGAUUACGUAUACCAGGACCAUCAGAUCCUUCAGACAUAGGCGAAUGGCCGUGCGCGCCACGUCAUGCGAAAGCAACACCCCGCGAGCGGACUUUAACGUUUGCGAAAGUAACACGCCGCCAGCGAAUUUUAACGUGUACGAAAGCAACACACUGCAAGCAGAUUUUAACGCACGACCGGCCGUGCGUGCCACGUCGUGCGAAAGCAAUACGCUGCGAGCGGACUUUAACAUGUGUGAAAGCGACACGCCGCGAACGGAUUUUAACGCACGAAUGACCGUACACGCCACGUCGUACGAAAGCAACACGCCGCGCGCUUUAUCAUGCGAUUACAUCGGAAGUACCACUGAGAGCGAAAGCAAUACGCCGGGAGCGGACUUUGAACUGUGCGAAAGUGGCAUGCUGCUCACGGAUUUAUGUAGUGCUUGUCCGCCGGAGACACAAUUAACGCAUUAAUCAUUUUGUUACUCCAGUUUCAUAGUGGUAAAUAUUUAAAAUAUCAACACUUUUAUAAUUGCAUAGUAAAAUAUAACAUUACAAUAUAAAUAUUAUGUGUUUCGUUAUAUGAGCUUAAAAGUUAACGCAAUUUUAAUAACUUACAAUUUUGUAUCUUAUAAUACAGAAGCAAUAGAAGCAUUCGCACGAAAUGUUCCAAUGCGUGUCCCGUUACUAGAGGCACCAUCCAUGCAUGAAUGUUUUAGAAAUAAAGAUAUAUAUAUAUAUAUACAGACCGCGACAAUGCUUUAUCCACAAACCAAGCCAGAUAUCAAUGACGAAUGUCAGUUUAUUUAUUAAUACGACAGUUAUUUAAUGCGUUGCCUGUCUGUCGAAGGUAUCGCCGAGAACGAAAGCAACACGCAGCGCGCGAGCUUAUGUAGUGCCUGUUCGCAGGAGGCGCGAUUAACGUAUUAAUCAUUCUUGUGCUAUAGUUUUAUAAUCAUGUGUAACGGAACAUAUGUAAAAGCUCCAUUACUAGCGCACGGUCCACUCCAUUCGGAGCCGUCCGAACAUUCCUGACUCCAAUCGAGCGAACGCACGCGCGCUGCUGAUCUGUCACGCACCGACGGCAUGACAGAUCAGCUGUUUUUAAACUAUAUUAACAAAUCGCGUGUUGACGCGUUAGCACACAGGUAUAUAAUAGAUAUAUAAACCCGGCGAUUUUUGCGGAAAAGAAUCAGACUUGUCCGAUCAUCCAACUCGUUUGCUUCCGAUCCGAUAUGAACAACGCAAGAAUAUUCUCGCACCGAGCGUUCUCAGUAUUCACGUUCUAUCCUUUCACGAAAAAUCGGAGUGUUCUCGGGUUUUACUCCUGCAGGAUAUCGGGCGCUUGCGGUAUCCUUAUCUCCUCUCCCGUGAAGAGUGGAGUCGGAGCGAUCUCGGACCUUUUCUUUAACAUACGCGAAAAUACAUGUCGCGAAAGCGUCUGCGGUUGCUUAACAACCCGUGCGUCCAAACCUGUUUGACAACACGCGGGCCCGGUUGCCUAGCAACGCGUUGCGUACCCGAUCCACGCGCUAUUCCGCGAAUAUACUGCGUCGCAUUCACUGCCCGACUGCGCCGCGAAAAUCUCAAAUACAACGAAUACAGCGAAUAUUAUCAAAGGCUACUCGAACGACGUGGCACUAUAGAGAUACUUUGUAUUCACUAAACUAUCAACUUUUAAAUUAAAGUAAAUCUAAUUAUUUUAUUGUAAAUUCAACCCAGGCGUGCAUGGCCGUUCUUAGUUGGUGGAGCGAUUUGUCUGGUUAAUUCCGAUAACGAACGAGACUCUAGCCUGCU
This is a messenger RNA of Pogonomyrmex barbatus (red harvester ant), 2858 nucleotides long. RefSeq lists its product as uncharacterized. The record is from RefSeq and is a predicted model, not a curated record. NCBI's taxonomy places the organism in Eukaryota, Metazoa, Arthropoda, Insecta, Hymenoptera, Formicidae.